Dunckerocampus dactyliophorus (ringed pipefish) is the source of this 11390-nucleotide messenger RNA. It is a transcript of the gene tdrd12, whose product is annotated as tudor domain containing 12. NCBI's taxonomy places the organism in Eukaryota, Metazoa, Chordata, Actinopteri, Syngnathiformes, Syngnathidae. Gene Ontology annotation, molecular function: ATP binding; nucleic acid binding. Bases 287 to 4333 code for a protein of 1348 amino acids. The record is from RefSeq and is a predicted model, not a curated record. Gene Ontology annotation, biological process: transposable element silencing; germ-line stem cell division. The transcript is spliced from 34 exons.
AUGAAACAGAGAGGGUGGAUCAUAAAUGCCACAGCAAUUAAUACUAGUAAAUUCAUAACGCGUCGAAGUAAUGGAACAUUAAGUUUACUGGUUUGAUACCUGCUUGAAAGGCGCGGGCUAAUUGUUGGCUGAUCCUUUUAACUAGCAGCCAUCUUGUUAAAUCGCGCUUAGCUACUAGCUAGCAAGGUAACAUGUUCGUGUAUUAAGUCAUUAAUGUGUUAUUUAUUGUUAUUUUCACUCUCCCGCACGUAUCAAGGCUAAACCAGGAUCUACAACUCAACAAAUCAUGUCCAAAUUGCUGAAUUUGAAGGUUGUGGACCCAUCAUGCCUCUGGGCUCAGCUGGUGGGAGGCGGUGGUGGCAGCGUGGUAGCUGUUAGCAAAGAGCAGUACGAAGAGCUGUUUGCUCAGAUGAAUCUCUUCUACAGUGACGUCACCAGGGGCGUGUGUACAGUGACGCCCUCCACCUUGAGGGUGGGACAGGUCUGCGUGGUGUACUGGUCCCAGAUGAAGAUGUGGUGUCGGGCCCUGCUGGAGGCCAUCAUCUCGGACUCAGUGACUUGUCAUGCUCGUUGUUACCUGGUAGACCACGGAGAGCUGCUUGUUGUCGCCUUCAGGCAGAUUCGGUUGGCCGAAGAGAACUUCCUCCAGCUACCUUUCUGGAUGAGAAGAUUCCACCUGGCCAGGAUCAAGCCAACAACGCUGCAUGUGUCCUUCUGUGAGAAGGCAAAGCUGGUCACGGCCAGUAGGUGGGACAGCUCGGCGACGUUCUACGUGUGCAACCUGAUCAAAGCAUCCAGUCAGACGGAGGCCAUGUUGCUGGAGUACGAGUCCGAUUCGACCGCCAUCGAGCUCUACGUGACCAUCAAGGACGUCAAGAUUUGUGUGAAUGAUGAACUCGUGGCCAGGAAGUUUGCUGUUUACAACCAUGAGUCAGCUGACAGCAGUAAGCUGGACCUACAGUCUUUCAGGUUUUCAGGUGGCAUCUUAACUACGCCAGCCUGCAAGCUUGCGAUCAAGCCCCCAGCACAGUCCCCACUUCCUCCAGCUAAUUACACAAAUGUGGAAAGUCCAUCUCCUCCUGCUUCUUACAUUGAUGUGAAAAUUGCACCUCCUCAAGCUGUUACCACCAAUGAGUCUCAGAGCCAAGAGUGUGAGCUUAAGACCUCAGAGGAAAUCAGUGGACAGUUCCUUUACAGCCAAUCAGACAGUGAUUCGACAGAGGGUUUGGAUGCCUCUCUGGCUUCUGCUCUCAACAAAAACCUCAGUCUGUUCAGGUUCAUGAAGUUCCUCAAUCCUGGCACCAACUUCAAAGAGGCGGAGUCAAAAUUGAGUCACAAUCAGGACGUGACACCUGAAGAUUCUAGCAGCUCCACCAAGAGCUGCAUGGGAGAGGAAGUCGAGCCACUUCCAGACCAGUCAGGUGUGAUGAAGACCAGCAACAACUGGGCAUGCUCGAGACUUUUGGAGUGGUUGAAUCCACAGCCUUUCAAGCUCCAUUCAGACGAUGACCAGGUGGGUCAUGGCUGUCCUCAGAUACUUUCUCAUGCUCCCAAGAGAAGUGACAUUCUGGUACACUCAGGCCUGCCAGUGGAGCCAUGUACAGGCCUGGAUGACGCCCCCAUCACUGACAGCCUGCGCAAGUUGUUGCGGACGAAGCAGUUUUGCCUGUUUCCUGCUGACCUUAUCAGCUGGCCUGCUGUGGCUCAAGGAAACAACACAGUCAUCAUCUCCCACGCUGGCGACCGGCCUAGAAGUUACCUGGCCCCCCUCCUCACUCACGUGCUGCUCAGCAGCACCACCUUGACCACCUCGUCCUCCAGAACAGGACCAGUAGCAGUUCUCCUGUGUCCUGGAUGGGAGAAAGUCCAGUUGGUGUGCGACUUAAUAGAGGAGUGCAAGGUUUCCCAGAGUCUCAAUCCAACCAGCAUACUGCUGGGCACAGGCAAAAACGAAGCUAAAGACGUCAAAAUUCCAAAAAACUGCCUGCUGUUAGUGACCACUCCUUUCAGCCUUGUCCGUCUGCUGUUAUGUCAUUGCUUCCUUUUCCUGCGUAUAGGCCACUUGGUGUUGGAUGAGGCAGACAGGCUUUUCACUCUCGCUCCAGAACAGAUGGAGACCAUUUUGCAGCAUUUUCAGAUGGUGAAGUCGCGCCAGGAAAUGGCCUUGCGUCCGCAGCAGCUUGUUGCUGUGGCGAAGCGUUGGACGAGUCACAUGGAGGGUAUGUUGGCAAACUACAUGCCCUACCCCUGCAUCACCAUAACCACUCCCGAAGAAGCAGCACUCUACGGAAAUGUGCAGCAGGCUGUCCUCAUGACCUUGGAGAGCAACAAGGUCUCAGUACUGUUGGGUGCGUUAGAUUUUAGCCCUGACAUUGGUCAGAAGACUCUCAUCAUCACCAACUCCGCUGAGGAAGUUGAAGAUGUUUUUAAGGCUGUGUGCAGUAAAUCGGCAUUCUGUCUAAAGUCUCACGAGGGUUUAGCGCACAAAUUUGACUUUGUGGUCCAACAGUGGAGCAAAAACAUCGGGCCCGGCACUCAUGUCAUUCUAGUCUCUACCAGUGACUGUUUAAGGUGUUUGGGGGUCACAGAUGCCACUUGUGUCGUCCACUUUGACUUCCCAAGUUCACCUAAACUGUUUGGAUGCCGACUGCUCUGUAUGAGAAGCAACUUCAGAAACCUCACAGAACCAGACUCAACAGUGACAGGCUCCAAAGUCAUCAGGUCCUUGCUGAUGGUAUCUGAGAGGAACGCCCGCCAUGUUGGCGCUCUUGUACGCUUUCUCAGACGAACGAAUGCUCUUUUGCCCCCUGAGCUGCUAUCCUUUGCCAAGAGUGCAGAUGUGGCACGGGAGGAGCAGAAGACAGAGCAGCCACUCUGUCACUUCUUGAAAACCUUUGGAGUGUGCAGGGCCAGCACUGUGUGUCCAGACCGCCACAGGCUUCUUCCUCAGCUGGAUAAGUCUGAUCUUCCUGCUUCUGGUGUCAUAGAGGUGUUGCCUCUCUACGUCAAGACAGCGUCAGUCUUUUAUGGACGUAUGAUCAGGAAAGAAGAUGGUGCCUUUGAUAGCAUGGCGGUUGACAUGGCCUCUUACUAUGCUGACAAGGAACCUUGUCCUCAGGAAGUGCUGGAAGGAGGCUUGUAUGCGGUGCAGGAGAAUGACCUUUACCACAGGGUGAAGGUCCUAGCUGUCCCAGACACGAAUGGCCGGCUGUUUUAUAGAGUCCUUGUUCGAUUUAUUGAUGUUGGUAAAGAGGAAGAAGUUAAAUCCCACCAGAUCCUACAGCUACCAGAGAAGUUCCACUCCCUCCCCAGCCAGGCAGUGGAGAUGAUUGUCUGCCAGGUGAAGCCGGGCGACGCAGAGACCGACUGGCAUCCCAAGGUGACCAGAGCCAUCAGCCAGAAGAUCCAAGGUGUCCAGCACCGGGCCAGAGCCGUCUUCAGUGUGGGAAACACUGUCUUUGUUGAUCUUAUGGUUCGCGAGACUCGCGUACCCGGAAUGAAAACAGUGAUCACUGAGUACAAUGUUCCUACACUGAUUUUGAACACGGGCAUGGGAGAACGAAACACAGAUCAUCUAAACCUUUUGAAGGAGCUGUGUCAGGAAAUAGGUACCCCCUGCAGCAGUGAGGCUCACACGUCCUGGAACAAAGCUGUGGAGACAGUUGUCAUGGUCAAAAACCUUGAUUGUGCAGCAUCACCAGAGCCCCCUGAGUCCAUCCCGCAGCCUUCAGUUUGUGAUAUUCGCGAUGUAGACAAGAAGACGGACAUCCACACUUCUGAUCUGAAGUUUGGAACAGAGAGUGGACUUGACUCCAGUACACACCAAGCGCCUCAUCUUAACCACUACAGAGAUGGUGUUCCUUCUUGUGAUGACCAAAACAAUCAGCAGAUCGUCAGUUGUCAUGGAGAUGAUAACCAUUCUACAAAAAAUCUCCACCCUCAGAUUCUGUGGUACCAGACGUCUGACUCUGUAACCGUGACGCUGAAGCUGAGGAACCCGCAGAGUCAGCGCUGUGAUUUCCAUGCUGACUGUGUCAUGUACAGUGGCAGUGUGAACGGUUGCAGCUACAGAGCCUAUCUGGACCUCCACGCCAACGUGACGGCUGAGCGUUGCUGCUGGGAGCUCAAGUCCAACGAACCCGUCCUCAAACUGGUCAAACAAGACAAGGGCUACUGGCCAAAACUGCUCAAGAGCAAGAACAUUUUUGUGAGUUACGACAUGGAGCACUUGGAGGAGGAAAACGAUGAGACACCACAUAAUGAUUUCUUUGUGGGGGAAACAGGAGAAGACGUCUACUCUGUCAGCUUAGACAGCAGCACUGACUCUGACUGAAUCUGUGCUCUGCCACACGUCAUUGGUCAUCAUAGAAUACUCCUAAUGGACUUACACACUGAAACACAUGUGACACACUCAUGACAUACAUUUGUUGAUACAGUGGGGGAAAUAAUUAUUUGAUCCUCCACAUUAUUUGAAGUCUUAGCUCCUUUCAAAGACAUGACAGUCAAUUUUUUAUGGUAGGUUUAUUAAAAUUAAUAGAUACAGUAGGGAAAAUAAGUAGUUGAUUCCCUGCUGAUUUUUUUUUGUUUACCUCCUCGCUAAGACUCAGGAAUCAAGAUGCUUCACAGAUGCUCAAAAGGGUUUAGGUCUGGACACAUCAGUCUUUCUCAUACAUUCAUUUAUUUGUGGUGACCCUCUAUAAAUACAUUUGGAUCGCCACAAAUAAGUCUGGCACUACCCGUUUGCCUUUGCUCAUGAACACAAAACGCACCUGGUCUGCCAGAGAAUAAGAAGAGGGUGCAGGAGGGCAAACUUAUCUUUGUUGCUAUAUUUCAUAAGUAAUCACACCCCUCUAGAUAUUCUUUCUCUAAAAAGCGACUGGCUAAGUCACAGGCGGUUCCAUCUUUCCUGUUUGUGACAUUAACAAAAACAACAAAAACACCUGACAUUCACGAGUAGGCCUGUCACGAUAACAAAUUUUGCAAAACGAUAAUUGUCCUACAAAUUAUUGCAGAUGAACUACAUUAUUGUCAACAUUAUUUUGAGACAAUUUUUCAUUAAUGUGAUAAUAUAUGGCAUAAUAUGAGUACACCGUAUCAAAAACAAACUUUCAUUUCUCAAGUAAUUAACGUGGUCAUUGGAAUGUCAAGCGCUUUUAAAUAAAAUACACUAGGUUCCCAACUUACGAACAUCCGACUAGCGAACAUUCGCGGAUACGAACACAAGCCGACUGGUCUAUAUUUUAUUUUAUUUUGACUUGUAGUCGCUCAAUCAGUAUUUAUACUGCUACUGUACAUGCUUGACCAGUAGAGGGCACUGUGACACUGCUAAUGGGACCAACAGAGGAAGAGUUAGACGCUGGGGAGAUAAAGCUAAAUGGAAAGCUAAAUUGUUCAACCCGGACAGAGCGUGUGAUUAAAGUUUAUGAAGAGUUAAUAGGCCUGCUUAAUUCUACACCACCCACAGAACACUACCUCUUUUAGAAGAGUCUAACGACGACGACGAUUUGUCCUUUUUUUCAAUAACUCCUCCAACUCCACCACAACUACGUAUGCUCGACCACUCCUCUUCAAAGGUAAAUAACAUUUAUCAUUAUGUAUUAUUAUAUAAUUUUUAUUCUUGUUUUUUCAUUAAUUAUCCUUGUUUAAUAUUACUACUGCAUCCAAACUCAUAUUUACCUACAUAUGCAUAUAUGUAUAUACGUACAUGUAGUACCUAUAUAAUUGGUAAUAUUACCUUUUCCCCUACUUAAGAACAAUUCGACAUAAGAACGGUCGUCUGGAACCAAUUGUGUUCGUAAGUUGGGGACCUAGUGUACAUUUAAACAAAAACGACAGAAAAUCCCAAAUAAAAAUGGAUUCUGUCUCUUUUAGCAAAAAUUGCACUAAAAUAAAAAUCACAAUAUUUCAAAUUUUGAAUCGGUGUCACUUUCGUCAUUGCCUGAAUAUUGACCAAAAAAUGGAGAAAUAACCAGUAAAUACUAAAUAAGUUCACAUUGUGUGUCAAAGCAGACAUCAGCUCAUUUUCAUAUAUACAGAGGUAUAAAAAAGUGCUUGACCCCUUCCUAAUUUGUUAUUUUUUUGUGUGUUUGUCACACUUAAAUGUUUCAGAUCAUCAAACAAAUUAAAAUAUUAGUCAGUGACAACACAACUGAACACAAAAUUGAGUUUUUAAAUGACACUUUUUUAUUAUUAAGGGAGAAAAAAAUCCAACUCUACAUACCCUGUGUGAAAAAGCGAUUGCCCCCUAAACCUAAUAACUGCUUGGGCCACCCUAAGCAGCAACAACUGCAAUCAAGUGAUUGCGAUAACUUGUAGUGAGUCUCUUACAGCGCUGUAGAGGAAUUUUGGCCCACUCAUCUUUGCAGAAUUGUUGUAAUUCAGCCACAUUGGAGGGUUUUCAAGCAUGAACUGCCUUUUUGAGGUCAUGCCACAGCAUCUCAAUGGGAUUCAGGUCAGGACUUUGACUAGGCCACUCCAAAGUCUUAAUUUUGUUUUUCUUCAGCCAUUCAGAGGUGGACUUGCUGGUGUGUUUUGGAUCAUUGUCCUGCUGCAGAACCCAAGUUGGUUUCAGCAGAAAUUAUUGCCCCGACCAGUAUUUUCCCCACGUCUUGGGGAUCAUCAAGAUGUUUUCAGGCAAAAUUGAGACGAGCCUUAAUGUUAUUUUUGUUCAGCAGUGAUUUUUGUCUUGGAAGUCUGCCAUGCAGGCUGUUUUUACCCAUUGUCUGUCUUAUGGUGGAGUCAUGAACACUGACCUUAACUGAGACAAGUGAGGUGUGCAGUUCUUUGGAUGUUGUUGUGGGGUCUUUUGUGGCUCUUGGAUGAGUUGUCUCUGCGCUUUGGGGGUAAUUUUGAUUGGCCGGCCACUCCUGGGAAGGUUCACCAUUGUUCCAUGUUAUUGCCAUUUGUGGAUAAUGCCUCUCACUGUGGUUUGCUGGAGUCCCAAAGCUUUAGAAAUGGCUUUGUAACCUUUGUCAGAUGGAUAGACGUAAAUUACUUUUUCUCAUUUGUUCCUGAAUUUCUUUAGAUCUCGGCAUGAUGUCUAGCUUUUGAGGAUCUUUUGGUCUACUUCACUUUGUCAGACAGGUCCUAUUUAAGUGAUUUCUUGAGAACAGGUGUGGCAGUAAUCAGGCUUGGAUGUGGCUAGAGAAAUUGAACUCAGGUGUGUUAUGUUUUAACGGGGGGAAUUACUUUUAAAUAGGGCCAUGUAGAAUUGGAUUUUUUUUCUCUCUUAAUAAAAAGUUUCAUUUAAAAACUGCAUUUUGUGUUCAGUUGUGUCAUUUAAGUGGGACAAACAUUCAAAAAAAUAGGUGUGCCCUGAGUAUUACAUCAUUUUCACUCAGUUAUCCAUUCCCAUCUGGAUGCAACUAUUUACUAAUCCGGUACAGUGUGGAUGCGACUUUUUUUACAACAUGCCAAAAAAAAAAAAAAACGUUCCGUCUGGACAGGGCCUAAGAUAGUUACCCAAGUGCCUCUUGCAGCCAUGGCUGUCGUCCUUACUUACUUACGUGCUUAUUUCACACGCAACUUGCGCCAAGUCAGCGGCCAUCCUAAAACGCUUGGUUACAUUAAAGCGAUAGUUUGGAUUUUUUGACAUGAAGUUGUAUCACAUCCCCAUUAGCAGUGUAGUCCAUCAACAGUGACUUACCCCCCACUUGGUCCCGUGAUCCCAGUUCUGGUCAGAUUUGGGUGAUGAGAAACGUAGUUCCGGGUAGUUAUACUUAAGUAAAGAAUUUGGUUUCUUAAAAUGAUAUGUGUUCAAAAGAGUAAUACAUUUGCGUGACAAAAAUGCCUCCUUGAAAAAAAAAUCGGACCUCACAAAUCGCUCGGCUUUACUUUCUCUGAUGUCGUGUUAGUGCAUUUAGCUGCUGUCCAUUGUUGUGUAUGUGAUUAAGAUGGCUGCAACACUCGCAUCUUCGUCCGCUGUGAACACAUACGUAAAAAAGAUGGCUGACACGCUCGCAGCGGAUAUAUCUUCAUCACAUACAGUAAUGGUCCACAACCUUUUUGGACCCACGGCCCGGCUCGUGUUCACGCAAAUCUCCGCGGACCGGGGUGGUGGUGGUGGUGGGGGUCGUAUAGCGACGUAAUUUAUCUCAUUUAGUAUGUAUUGUGUAAAACUAAGACAGGAACAACAUCAAAUUAAAAGCACAAAGUGAAUACAGACCCUCCAUCCACCACUAAGCUUGGAGUUUGUUUUUCAGAGAGAAUAUUAUAGCGCCGCUGCUUGAUGUGUGUGGUAACAGGCAGUGUGCUAGCAUGAAUUAACUUGAAGCUGUGCACAGAACAGAUAUACACAUUAGCACUCGAUAACGUCAUCAUACUUUACCUUUAUGCAUUCCAACAGAGUAUCAGCAUUUGGGAGCAAAUAUGAAGUGAAAAAAAACAAUAAAUUACAGUGUAGUUGACCAUCUGUGCAGAGUGGGAGAAGGCUAGCGCACGUACAAUGGUGCGUUUGAGGACCGUCAAACAAAGUGGGACACUCGCAACAAACAACAUAAACAUGAAAAAACUUCGAACUAUAUUAUUUUUUAUAUUUCCAAAAUUGCUAUACAUUUACUUAAAAUUGUAUUUAGUUAUUUACAAAUGUAUUUUUUUGUGUGUGUGUGUAUCUUUUUUAUCAUUGCACCUGAAAGGUUUCCUCUGCCCAGUUCGGCCCCGCCCACGGACCGGUACUGGGCCCCAGCCCGGUGGUUGGUGACCCCUGACAGUACAUACAGUACAUAUCAAUGGACAGCAGAUAGCGUGCAUUAAUAUGACGUCAGAGAAAGUAAAGUCGAGCGAUUUGUGAGGUCUGAUUUUUUUUUCCGAGGAGGCAUCAUUACCCUUACAUCCUUACAACCAUCCUUAGCCCACCAGGUGAAAUCUUGCAUGGAGCUCUAGAGCGAGGCUGAUGGAUUGUUGUUUUCUACCAUUUAUGAAUUACUGCACUAAUAGUGGUCUCAUUCUCACCAAGCUUCCUGCUGGUGGUCUUGUAGCCCAUUCUAGUCUUGUGCAGGUCUACACUCUUGUCCCAGAGGUCCUUUGACAGGUCUUUGGUCUUGCCCAUGAUGGUGGAAAGGUUUAAAUGGAAGAGUGUGUUUCCGUAAGAGGUGUCUGGUAUUUAUCCACUUUACAAGUUGACAUUCGGAGUACUUUCCUAUAUAGACAGGAUUAAUUUGUGUGUUUCAUGGACAUAUAAUCGGUCUGUGGUGUUCAAAAUGCUUGCUGGAUGAUGAUCAAUUACUUAUUUCCCUCACUCUAAUAAGUUUGAACAUUUGUAAGGGGGUAAACAAAAUCAAAAUCAAAAUCAGCAAGGGGUGAAAUAUUUAUUUUCCCACUGUAUGUGCAGUAUCAUCUGUGGAAGGCGCUGAAAUGUCAAGUUGCCAAGAAACAGCCUCGAAACCUUCAGUAUUUGGAGAGUAUCUGUAGAUACGAGUGGACCCUGGUGACCAACUACAUGAAACGUCUGACCUCUGUGCUUGCCAAAAAGGGUUUCUCCACUAAGUCACGUUUUGUAUUGUGGAUCAGACACUUUUACUCAAAUACAAAUUACUUUAUAAUCUUUUAUUUAAUUGGUUCUUUACGUUGAUAGUCUCUUGCUGCUUAAACAAACCUACCAUAAAAGUUAUGUACUUCAUGUCAUGUAUAAUCUACAAAAAUUUAAACGCAACUUUUGUUUUUGCUCCCAUUGUUGGGGGGUGGGGCUGAUACAGUCCGUAUCAGGGUAUCUAUGGGGUCUUAAAACAGUCUAAAAUCAAAUUAUUUGAAUUGAAGGCCUUAAAAUGUCUAUAAUCUUAUAUAAUGUUAUAAAUACAAUUACAAAACAUCUUCAAAAUGUCUAAAUGUGACUUGUCAAACAUAUGCGUAAACUUCAGGCUAACUACAAAACUAAAGUACCUGUGCUGCACAUCCAGCUAGUGUGCUGUGUGUGCGUGACGCAGGCCUCUGAUUUUCCUGUUUUUUUUUUCUACUUUUGUGCCAGUAUGGAAGUGAAAUGGAUCUUAAAUUGUAUUCAUUAUGGUCUUAAAAAGUCUCUUACAUUUUAGUUAUUGAAACCUGCACAGACCCUCAGUAUCUGGUGUGACCACCAUUUCCCUCACAUACCUUAUACGCUGAUGCAGGAAUUGUGGAUAGAUCCUUGCAACGUGGGGCUAUGCUAUCAUGCUGCAACCAUGACGAGAUCCUGAGGCCCAUUGUGGUGCCAUUCAUCCAUGACCAUCACUUCAUGAUGCAGCAUGAUAAUGCACAGUCCAGUGUUGCAAGGAUCUGUACACUAUUCCAGUACAGAUAGGACUUUUGUGUACAUAGAAAUAGUUUUUGAUCUUUGAGUUCAGCUUACAAAAAAUAGGAGCAAAAACAAGUUUUAUUUUUUGUUGAGUAUACAGUUUUUGUAAGGGGGCUUCUUCAAUUUUCUUUUUAAAUUGCUUUAUUUUUGGCAUACAAUUAAUGCUAAAACUAAACAUUUUUCUUCAUCACUUUUAAGUCAAUAUUAUUUGACAUGACCAGACAUUUCAAGCAAAUGUUUUUGACUGCUGAUUUCAAAAGUUAUAACUUUUAUGCCACAUACAAAUCAAUAGAUAGUUGUUAUUGGAAUGUGUUUGAGAGGCAGUGAUUUAUGUUUGUAUGAUGCCUUACGGACACCUCCCUGGUGAAGUGUUCGGGGCAUGCCCAGCCGGGAGAAGGCCCCAGGGCAGACCUAGGACACGCUGGAAGGAUUAUGUCUCAGCUGGCCUGAGAACACCUUGGGGUCCUCCUGGUGGAGCUAGAAGACGUGGCCGGGGACCCGGAUAAGAGGAAGAAAAUGGCAUGGAAUUAUUUGUUUGUAUUCCAUUCUCUGGUUUAAAACACAAUUUACUGAAGAAUUUAUUUAGUCAUUUCUUGUCAUUUGACUCUUAUCAAUGAAUGUAGUUAAUAUUACGAUGCUUCCAUGAAUGUUGUGGUCACAUAUGACUGUCUUGAGUUCAUUGUUAUUAUUCGCUGUUUGUUUUUUGCUUGCUGAUGCUUUUCCAUAUGAUCCAUUAUGGAACAUAAAUGUGGAAAAAACUCUUGGUGUUAACUCUCUUUUUUCUAGUACUUGGUACAUUUGUUUAAGCGCAUGGACCUGUCUAGAAUGUGGACACACCAAUAUGUCCACUAUGGGGCGCUGUGGAUCCGCUCUGUUGGUGGACGACAUGGAGCGGUAACACUGUGGUCCUGUUACACCUGUAUAGAGGAUCCUUUUCCUGUUGUUGCUGCUGUCCCACAAAGGACCUUUUGUUAGCAUAUUUGCAGUAGGUCCUUAAAUAUGCGCCUACAAGGAUCUUUGACUUGUGUGCCUUAAAGUACUCCCGGGGGUACUAGUAGCCCCAUUUGAUAACCAAUGAUGUAGAGGAUUUGACAAGUGUGUUGCUUUCAGGUAAUAAAUAAAUAAA